Messenger RNA from Dioszegia hungarica, 2178 nucleotides. Its product is annotated as calponin domain-containing protein. The record is from RefSeq and is a predicted model, not a curated record. The coding region runs from base 1 to 2178 and encodes 725 amino acids. Gene Ontology annotation, cellular component: actin filament bundle; cortical actin cytoskeleton; cell junction. NCBI's taxonomy places the organism in Eukaryota, Fungi, Basidiomycota, Tremellomycetes, Tremellales, Bulleribasidiaceae. Gene Ontology annotation, molecular function: calcium ion binding; actin lateral binding. Gene Ontology annotation, biological process: actin filament bundle assembly; actin cytoskeleton organization. The transcript has 18 exons.
AUGGAACGCAGAGGCUCCACGCAGCCUUCCACCCCCUCGUCAUCGUCGCACAGACACUCGAGAUCUCUUGGGACGCUAAACGGCCUCAAUGGACUGAACCUGAACGGUGGCGGCAUCGGUCUGGACCGGCAGCAGACAGGCGGUGGACUGGCAGGAGGCGGCGGGAUGGGGAGUGUGCCAAUGAGUCCCGCGGCAAGUAGAGGAAAGUCUGCUCUCUCGCCGAGCAUGUUGAGUGCACCGAUGAGUCCGGCGGGCAGUUUGGGAUUUGGACGCGAGGGGGAAUGGAGCGACAUUCAAGCAAGAACCUUCUGCAGGUGGCUCAACACCAAGCUGGAAGCUGCGGAUCUGGAGCCAAUGACGGAUCUCGUCAAGGACUUCUCGAACGGUGUGAAACUCAUCCAGGAAGUGAUGUCCGACCAGAGCUUGGGGAAAUAUAACAAGAAGCCAAUGAUGCGGGUUCAGAAGGCUGAGAACGCUGCAAAGGCCUUGCAGUUCAUCCGAGAUAGCGGUGUCAAGCUCACCAACAUCGGCCCAGAGGACAUCGUGGAUGGGAAUCUAAAGCUCAUACUCGGCAUGAUCUGGACACUUAUUCUACGCUUCACUAUCGCUGGUAUCACUGAAGAGGGACUUUCCGCCAAGGAUGGCCUCCUGCUUUGGUGUCAGCGCAAGACCCAACCUUACCGAGAAGUAGACGUCCAGAAUUUUAAAAGCAGCUUUGCAGACGGUCUCGCCUUAUGUGCUCUGAUUCACCGCCAUCGGCCAGAGCUGCUCGACUAUGACAAACUGGACAAGUCGGAUAGAAGAGGGAAUACCGAGCUCGCCCUGCGGGUCGCCGAGAAGGAACUUGGCAUACCACCACUCCUCGAAGUCAAGGACUUCUGCGACGUUCAAGUACCAGACGAGCGCAGUGUCAUGACCUACGUCGCUGAAUUCUUCCAUCGCUUCUCACAAGAAGAUAAGAUGGAAACGGGCGCCCGCCGAGUGCAGAAAUUCGUCGAUCUCAUCUCCUCUAUCCUCACUUGGCAAACCGACUUUGAGCGGCGGCUCGCCCUUCUCCUCUCUGCCGUCUCCUCGACCCAGCGCUCAUGGGCUGCAGCUCAGCCACAGCCGGACUACAAAUCGGCCAUUUCCUCCUUGUCCGAAUUUGCCGAAUACAAGAAGACGUCGAAGCGACAAUGGGGGAGAGAGAAGCAGGAGCUGGGCGCGCUGUAUUCGAAUAUACAGACCAAGCUGAGGACGUAUGGGCUGAACAGCUGGGAACCGGCGCAGGGGAUGAGGUUGGGAGAUCUGGAACGGGAGUGGGCGGGCUUCUUGGUCGACGAGGGGAAGCGGAGUCGCGCAAUCAACGCCAGGAUAAGAGAGAUCAAGGAGGAACUGCGGAAACAGUUCGCCCAGAAGGCAGACGACUUUAUGGGCAAGCUACGUCAGAUUGAGCUGGGCAUCGGAAGCCUGUCCGGAGCAUUAGCGGCGAGUCGUCCCCUGCAGAUUGACCGUCCAUUGGGCUCAGCUGAUUUCGUCCAGGACCAAAAGACGACUCUGCUCAAGCUCGCUCAAAUCCCGGCGAUACUACGAAAGACCCUCCAAGCGGACAUCUUGGCCGUACAUGACCGGUGUCAAGAGGCCAAAAUUGAGGAGAACGACUAUACCGUCUUGACGUAUGAUGAUCUCGAGUACGAGCUGGAGUCGGCGGAGCGAGGCAUUCGAGCCAAGAUUGCGUUUGUAGAGAAUCAGAUGAUCUCUGCUCAACACACGAAUCUGACACCCGCCAAGUUGGAGGAGUUUGAGGCGACCUUCAAGCACUUUGACAAGGAUGACACGAAUACACUCAUGGUCUGGGAAAUGCAUUCUGCACUCGCUAGUCUGGGAAUUGUAUAUGCCGACGAAGAGCUGCAGGCAAUCUACGCAGACCUGGAGCGAGAAUAUGGAGCUGUCACCUAUGAAGCUUGGCUGGCAUUACUGGUGGACAUCACAAAAGACGACUCUUCCUCGUCUGAGCAGCUUCGCGAGGCUUUCAGAAGUAUGGCUGGCGAUAAGCCGUACGUGACCGAGCUCGACUUUCAACAGGCACAUUUGCCCCGAGAGACGAUACGCUUCUUGUGCGACAAUAUGCCAAAGACUGAGGAUCCCAUUGGGCUGGAUUACCACACUUUCCUCGAAACAACGCUUGGGCGGGAUUAG